Messenger RNA from Paecilomyces variotii, 3312 nucleotides. RefSeq names its product leucyl-tRNA synthetase. Gene Ontology annotation, molecular function: aminoacyl-tRNA deacylase activity; ATP binding; leucine-tRNA ligase activity. The record is from RefSeq and is a predicted model, not a curated record. Bases 1 to 3312 code for a protein of 1103 amino acids. Gene Ontology annotation, biological process: leucyl-tRNA aminoacylation. Lineage: Eukaryota; Fungi; Ascomycota; Eurotiomycetes; Eurotiales; Thermoascaceae. The transcript is spliced from 4 exons.
AUGCGACAGACCGAAAAGCGAGAUACUCUGAUCGCCAUCGAGAAGAAGUACCAGCAAGAAUGGAAGAAGAACCGAGUUUUCGAGGUCGACGCGCCCUCCCUCUCCGAAGUUCCUGCGGGGAGCAUGUCCGCCGCGGAGUUGAGGGAGAAGUAUCCUAAAUUUUUUGGUACUAUGGCCUAUCCCUACAUGAACGGUACCCUGCACGCCGGCCACAGUUUCACUGCGAGUAAGGUCGAGUUCAUGACCGGUGUCGCCCGCAUGGAGGGCAAGAGAGCCCUUUUCCCUCUCGGUUUCCACUGUACCGGUAUGCCCAUCAAGGCUUGUGCGGACAAGCUGGUGGAUGAGGUCAAGAAGUUUGGAAAGAAUUUCGAGGGAUACAAGGACGACGAGGAGGCCCCGGCGCAGCCUGCUGCUCCUACCCAAGAGGUUGAGGUUGACCGGACGAAGUUCUCCGGCAGCAAGAGCAAGGCCGCCGCGAAGACGGUGAAGAUGAAGUACCAGUUCCAGAUCAUGCUGGCUGUUGGUGUUCCUCUGGAAGAGAUCCACAAGUUUGCCGACGCUUCAUACUGGCUCGAGCACUUCCCCCCGCUCGCUAUUCGUGACCUGGACAGCCUCGGUGCCAGGAUUGACUGGCGAAGACAGUUCGUGACUACUGACGCGAACCCUUACUAUGACGCCUUCGUGCGCUGGCAGAUGAACCGUCUGCAUGAGUUGGGUAAGAUCAUGUACGGAAACCGUUACACGAUCUACUCUCCCAAGGAUGGCCAGCCUACCAUGGACCACGACCGACAAGAGGGUGAGGGUGUUGGUGUCCAGGAAUACACCGCCGUGAAACUAAAGGUUAAGGAGUGGUCGCCCGCGGCUGCGGAGUUGGUGAAGGGUAAAAUCGAAGAUGACGCUAAUGUAUAUUUCGUCCCGGCUACUCUGAGACCAGAGACUAUGUAUGGUCAAACUUGCUGCUUCGUGGGCCCCAAGAUCAACUAUGGCAUCUUCAAGGUCAAGGAGAAGGAGUACUAUGUCGCCACCAAGAGAGCAGCCUGGAACAUGGCCUUCCAGGGCAUCUUCUUCGACAGCGAGCACUUCCCCAAGACUCAAGACCAGUUGCCCACUGUUGUCGAGGCCGCUGGUUCCGCUUUCGUUGGAACUCUUGUUAAUGCCCCUCUCUCCGUGCACACGCAGGGCAUUCGUAUCCUGCCUAUGGAGACCGUGUCUGCUAGCAAGGGUACUGGUGUCGUUACUUCUGUUCCAUCCGACAGUCCUGAUGAUUUUGCUACGGUGACGGAUCUUGCGAAGAAGGCCGACUACUACGGUAUCAAGAAAGAAUGGGCUGAGCUCGAGAUCAUCCCCGUCAUUGAGACUCCAACCUACGGCAACCUGACGGCCCCGACCCUGGUUAAGCAGCUAAAGAUCAAUUCUCCCAAGGACGCCAACCAACUGGCUCAGGCUAAGGAUCUGGCCUAUACUGAAGGUUUCUACAAGGGUGUCAUGCUUGUGGGUGAAUUCAAGGGCCAGCCAGUACAGGCUGUCAAGGACAAGGUCCGCAAGUCUCUUAUCGACAGCGGUGACGCUUUCCCAUUUGCCGACCCCAUGGGUAAGGUUAUCUCUAGAAGUGGAGAUGAGUGUGUCGUUGCCUACUUGGGUCAGUGGUUCUUGAACUACGGAGAGAAUGAUCAAAAAUGGCAGCAGGACACCUUGAACCAUGUCGUUAACACCCUCAACACCUACACUCCCGAAACUAAGAAUGGCUUCGAGAAGAACCUUAGCUGGCUCAAUCGCUGGGCCUGCGCGAGAACAUACGGUCUCGGUUCCAAGCUUCCUUGGGAUCCUCAGUUCCUUGUUGAGAGUCUGAGUGACAGUACUGUUUACAUGGCUUACUACACUAUCGCUCACCUUCUGCACAAUGACAGAUAUGGCAAGGAGCCAGGUUCCCUGAACAUCAAGCCGGAGCAAAUGAUUGACGAGAUCUGGGACUACGUUUUCACUCGCCGCGAACUCAGCGACGAGCUUGUCCAGAAGAGUGGUAUCAACAAGGAGGCCCUGCAGGCCAUGCGGAGAGAAUUCGAGUACUGGUACCCGCUGGACGUCAGAGUCUCUGGCAAGGAUCUGAUCCAGAAUCACUUGACAUUCUUCCUGUACAUCCACGUUGCCUUGUUCCCACCGGAGUUCUGGCCCCGUGGUGUCCGGGCUAACGGCCACUUGCUCCUCAACGGUGAGAAGAUGAGUAAGAGUACCGGUAACUUCUUGACCCUGCGGGAUGCAGUCGACAAAUAUGGUGCCGAUGCCACCCGUAUUGCAUUCGCGGAUGCGGGUGACGGUAUCGAGGACGCCAACUUCGAAGAGACUGUUGCCAACAGUAACAUCCUGAGAUUGUUCACACUUAAGGAGUGGAUUGAGGAGACACUGAAGAACAGCAGCCUCCGAACAGGACCUGCUGACGCCUUCUGGGAUAAGCUGUUCGAUAAUGAACUGAACAGCCUCGUUCGGGAAACAAGGAAACAUUACCAAGAUACCAACUUCAAACUGGCUCUCAAGUCCGGUCUGUACGACUUCGUCAGUGCUCGUGAUUCGUACCGUGAAGCAACCACAUCUGCUGGGGUGGGCAUGCACCGGGAUCUUGUCCUGCGAUAUGUCGAGCUCCAGGCUCUUCUGCUUGCCCCAAUUGCUCCUCACUGGGCCGAAUACAUCUGGCUUGAAAUCCUCAACAAGCCCGAAACUAUCCACAAGGCCGUCUUCCCUGAUGUUCCAGAGCCUUCGCCUUCUCUGUCUGCUGCAUCGACGUAUGUGCGCUCCACUUCAUCUGCUAUUACUUCUGCCGAGGCUGGAUUUGCCAAGAAGCUCUCCAAGGGCAAGGGCUCGACUUUCGACCCGCGUAAGCCGAAGAAGCUCACCAUUUACGCUGCGAAGAAGUACCCGAGCUGGCAGGAGAAGUACAUUGACCUCGUGCGCGAGGCUUUCGACGCAGUCCAUCUUUCCAUUAAUGACAAGGAGCUCAACCCGAAGGUGGCUAAGCUCGGCGAGAUGAAGAAGGCUAUGCCUUUCGUCCAGACGCUCAAGAGACGCCUGAUCCAGGCCAAGGAAGCCCCUGAAAUUGUGUUUGAGCGCAAGCUGCCGUUUGAUGAAUUCGCUGCCCUGCAGGAGAUGGCCGGUUCCAUUAAGAAGACCAUUGGCUGCAAGGAACUGGAAAUCAUUGCUGUCGAUGAAGGUGGUAAGACCGGCGAGGUCGUGGGCACUGGUGAGAGGAGAGAAGGUCUCUCGGCUGAGAACGCCGUUCCAGGCCAGCCUAGCUUCCAAUUUGUCAACAUUGAGGAGUAA